This is a messenger RNA of Telopea speciosissima, 545 nucleotides long. RefSeq names its product ubiquitin-40S ribosomal protein S27a-like. Gene Ontology annotation, molecular function: ubiquitin protein ligase binding; structural constituent of ribosome; protein tag activity. The transcript has a single exon. NCBI's taxonomy places the organism in Eukaryota, Viridiplantae, Streptophyta, Magnoliopsida, Proteales, Proteaceae. The coding region runs from base 73 to 543 and encodes 156 amino acids. Gene Ontology annotation, cellular component: ribosome; cytoplasm; nucleus. Gene Ontology annotation, biological process: protein ubiquitination; translation; modification-dependent protein catabolic process. The record is from RefSeq and is a predicted model, not a curated record.
AGCGAACUCUUGCGACCUCCAUUUGAGUAUUCGUUCUGUUUCUGCUUCUUUCGGCGUUCAAGCUCUGCAACUAUGCAGAUCUUUGUGAAGACCCUGACGGGGAAGACUAUUACACUUGAGGUCGAAUCCUCAGACACCAUCGACAAUGUGAAGGCGAAGAUUCAGGACAAGGAAGGCAUCCCACCGGAUCAACAACGCCUCAUUUUUGCUGGGAAACAGCUCGAAGACGGCCGAACCCUUGCUGAUUAUAACAUCCAGAAGGAGUCGACGCUUCACCUGGUUCUUCGUCUCAGAGGAGGAGCCAAGAAGCGAAAGAAGAAGACCUACACUAAGCCCAAAAAGAUCAAACAUAAGAAGAAGAAGGUGAAGCUCGCCCUUUUACAGUUCUACAAGGUUGAUGAUUCAGGAAAGGUUCAGAAGCUGCGGAAGGAGUGCCCUAAUCAAGAGUGCGGAGCCGGAACAUUUAUGGCGAAUCACUUCGAUCGUCAUUAUUGUGGUAAGUGUGGAUUGACUUACGUUUACCAGAAGGCUGGAGGCGAAUAGAG